AUGGGAAAAGGCGAUUUUACGAAACCCGUUAAUUUCGUGUCGAAAGGUACAGUAAAUCCGAACCUGGAUCGGGAUGCUGUAGAGGAAAGGCCCGGAUUGGGAGCCAAGCCGCAGGAGCCGGCAGAGGAUGAGGAUCGGAGCGGAUUGGGUCGGACGGGCCUCGGGUUUGGUGGAGCAGGCUUGGGAUUCACGUCCGGGGGUUCCGAACCUGAAAGGCCAGGUUUGGGAGCCAAGGGGGAGGCACAAGGAGAGGAGGAGGAGGAGGAAGAGGAUCACUUAGCCAAGACUGCUUUCGGCCAGCGGCUAAGGGAGCGAGCAGAGCAGAGGAGGGAGAUGGAGAGGGAGCGAGCGAAGCAGGAGAAGCAAGAGGCGUCGUUUUUCGCGCAGCAGAAGGCGAAUAAAGGGGUUGCUGGCGGGCUUUUCGGCUCUGGAGGUGGGGGAGGGGGAGGGAAGGGUGCUGCUCAUGGGGUUGGAACGUUCGAGAAGCACACUAAAGGAAUAGGGAUGAAGCUUUUAGAGAAGAUGGGGUACAAGGGAGGCGGGCUGGGUAAGAACCAGCAGGGUAUAGCGAAGCCGAUAGAAGCGAAGCUUCGCCCGAAGAACAUGGGUAUGGGCUUUAACGACUUCAAGGAGAAAGAAGUCGGGUUACCACCCCCGCCGUCCGGGAAAGACGGGGAGGUGUUGGGAGGGGAAGGGGAGGGGGGAGUGGCUUUGGAGGUUGUGGAAAAGAGAGGGAGAGAGAAGCUAUGGAAGAAGAAAUUUGCUGGGAGGAGGAAGGAGUAUAAGACAGCGGCUGAGCUGCUGGAAGAGAAGCAGGCGGAGGGGCGGGAGGUGACUCAGACGAUCCUGGACAUGCGUGGAGCACAGGUCCGUGUGUUGACGAACAUGGACCGGUUGAACGAGGAGCAGAAGCUUCAGGAGGACGACACGCCGAUGCCGGAGCUGCAGCACAACCUGCGACUGGUGGUAGAUCUAGCAGAGGCAGACAUUCAAACCAUCGACAAACGCCUAAGGUUCCAACGAGACUCGCUCACCGCUCUCAAGCAGGAGCGCGACCGCACGCAGCAGCGCAUGCAGCAGCAGGCGCAGCAGCUGAUCGACCUCCAAAGAAUCGUCGGCGUGUUGGAAAAUGUUUUGUCGUCUGCCCCUCCGCCGCUGCCGCCGCCAUCGACGGCGUCGGCCGAAGCCCUCGCGCAGGACUCGCACGCGAUUGCGACAUCUGUCGCCAUGCCAUUGGCCACGCUGCGGAGGCUGAGGGAGCAGCAUCCCGAGGAGUUCAAGAUGUAUAAUGUCUCGGCGGUGGCGUUGGGGUUUGUGCUUCCCCGUCUUGCUCCGCUUUUCCGCACCUGGAAUCCUCUUGCUCACCCCUCCCACGGUCACGCUGUGCUGUCCUCCUGGCGUUCCGUGCUCGCACGAGACGUAGGAGGAAGAGGAGGAGCGAAGGGAGGAGGAGGUGAGAACGACGAAGAGAGUGGGGCGAUUUUUGCUGACGUGGCACUGGCUGAUUCGGUGGCAGAGCCGGGAGCAGCCGCAGGAGGGGUGGGAGGGGCGCCUGCUGACAUGGACCCAUACGCCCGCCUCGUCGCUGAUCUUGUGCUGCCAGCUGUCAGAUCCGCAGUGGUCAAUCUCUGGGAGCCUCGGGAGCCCGAGCCUCUCCUGAACUUCCUCGACACGUGGCGCGCUCCGGUGCUGCCAUCUGUCCUCCUGAGAACGAUCCUCGCGCACCUGGUGUUCCCGAAGCUGGCAGCGACAGUGGAGGCUUGGGACCCGAGGCUGGAAACCGUACCUGUCCACCAGUGGCUGCACCCGUGGCUGCCGUACCUAGGCUCGCAGCUCGAGACGCUCUACCCAACCAUACGCUUCAGGCUCGGGUCUGCCCUCACCGCCUGGCACCCAUCCGACUCGUCUGCUCUUGCAAUGCUCGCUCCGUGGAAAUCCGUAUUUGACGCGGCUAGCUGGGACACUCUAGUGAGUCGAUCCAUUGUCCCGAAGCUUAUACACUUACUGCAAACAGAGUUCUUAGUGAAUCCGCAGCAGCAGCAGCUGGAGCCGUUUCAUUGGGCCAUGUCGUGGGCGGGUGUGGUCCCCACGCGCCACCUCAUCGCCUUGCUGGACACCGCAUUCUUCCCGCAGUGGCACCAGGUGCUUUACCAUUGGCUGUGUGCAAACCCUAAUUUCGAUGAAGUCACCCGGUGGUAUCUGGGAUGGAAGGCGCUUUUUCCCGCCGAGCUUUUAAGCUCGGAAAGGGUGCGGCAGCAGUUGAACGUUGCUUUAGACAUGAUGAAUCAGGCUGUAGAGGGGAUGCCGGUUCUGCAACCCGGCGUGAAGGAGAACGUCUCUUACUUAAGAGUUUCGGAGCAGCAGGCGUUUGCAGAUGGGGCAGGGGCAGGGAGGGGUGCAACUGGUGCAGGCAGUGCUGGUGCUGGGGGACCUGGUAUUGCAGCAGGUGGGGUUGGUGGGGGUGGUGGGAUGGGUGGUGCUGGUGCAACCAGUGGUAGCACGUUGACAGGAGGGAGAGGGGCUGGAGGCGGGAGGACGGGGAUGGUGCAUCAAGAGGAUGAAAAGGAGCUUUCUCUACGAGAGGUCGUGGAGCGAUUUGCGUUGCAGAACGACGUGAAAUUCCUGCCGAAACCCGGGCGCACGCACGAGGGCAUGCCGGUGUUUUUGUUUGGCACGAUCAGCCUGGUGAUAGAUUCGCCGAAGCAGCUGCUGAUGGCACAGGAUGAUAAGCACGUGUGGGUACCUGUGUCGUUGGAGCAGGUGUUGGAUAUGCAUAGAAAGAAGGGGGGGAGGUGGGCAUAG
Molecule: messenger RNA, 2802 nt
Organism: Closterium sp. NIES-65
Lineage: Eukaryota; Viridiplantae; Streptophyta; Zygnematophyceae; Desmidiales; Closteriaceae
Source: the annotation of a GenBank genome assembly